CUGUUCUCGGUUUGGCGAGGAAGGAACUGCAUCCGGGGUGCGGCUUCUCCUAUUGUCUGGGUUACGGAGCUGGCCUAGGGGACGCAGCAGCCUCCUUUGCAGCCCAAGCGCGGUGGCGAUGUAAAGGGGAGCGAAGCUCCCUGUCGGGCACAGGCGGCCUUCUCUAUGCCCGGCAGCGGCUGCUCGGCUCCAGUGAUGGAUCGUAGUUCGAAGAGGAGGCAGGUGAAGCCUUUGGCAGCUUCCCUGCUGGAAGCUUUAGAUUAUGACAGUUCAGAUGACAGUGACUUUAAGGUUGGAGAUGCUUCAGAUUCUGAAGGCAGUGGACAUGGCAGUGAAGAUGGAUCAAAGGAUAGCGGAGAAGGGUCCUGUAGUGAAUCAGAAGAAAAUAUCUUGGAGGAAGAGCCUGCAGAAGAAGAGGAAAAAACAGAAGAACAACCUAAAAGCUCAGGUGGUGAAGAAUUGCCAGGAACAGAGAAAGAGGUGAUUAAAACUGAGAAAACAGAGGAGGAGGAGGAGGAGGAGGAGGAGGAGGAAGAGGAAGGAGAAGAGAAGUCAAGAAAGAAAAAAGAGAAGGAAAAAGAAAGAGAAAAACCUUCUGAAGCAGAUGCUGACAUUGAUGAGCAGACAAAUGAACCCAAAAAGUGGAAUUUGCGGAGAAACCGCCCUCUCCUAGAUUUUGUAUCCAUGGAGGAGCUAAAUGAUAUAGAUGAUUAUGACAGUGAAGAUGACAAUGACUGGCGUCCAACUGCUGGGAAGAAGAAGGGGAAAAACACGUUACGGAGAGAAGGAAGUGAUGGAGAUAAUGAAGAAGAUGAAGAUGAUGGGAGUGGAAGUGAUGAGGAUGACAAUGAAGAGGAAGGCAAUGAUGAUGAUGAUGAUAACAGCAGUGUUGCUAGUGAUGUUGGAUCCAAGAAGAAAAAAGCCAAAGCUCUUAGCAGAAAUAGUGCUGAUGAUGAGGAGCUGACAAAUGAUAGCCUGGCCCUUUCACAAAGCAAGAGCAAUGAGCACAAUCCUUUGCAUGCCAGCUCAGAAGUAAGACCCAUUGAGUUCAAUGAGGCUUACUGCCAGGAUUCACUGAUUCUUGAGAAAUCUCAAAGCUGGAGCUCUCAGAAAAUGGACCAUAUUAUGAUUUGCUGUGUUUGUCUUGGAGAUAACAGUGAAGAUGCUGAUGAAAUAAUCCAGUGCGACAAUUGUGGAAUAACAGUGCAUGAAGGUUGUUACGGUGUUGAUGGUGAAAGUGAUUCUAUUAUGAGUUCCGCUUCAGAAAACUCAACUGAACCAUGGUUCUGUGAUGCCUGCAAAUGUGGUGUCUCCCCAAGUUGUGAACUUUGCCCCAACCAAGAUGGAAUCUUUAAGGAGACAGAUGCUGGCAGAUGGGUACACAUCGUUUGUGCGCUUUAUGUUCCAGGAGUAGCAUUUGGAGAUAUUGACAAAUUGCGACCAGUAACCCUUACAGAAAUGAACUAUUCCAAAUAUGGUGCUAAGGAAUGCAGUUUCUGUGAAGAUCCUCGAUUUGCCAGAACUGGUGUUUGUAUCAGUUGUGAUGCUGGGAUGUGCCGGGCCUAUUUCCAUGUAACCUGUGCACAGAAGGAAGGCCUUUUGUCAGAAGCAGCAGCAGAGGAGGAUAUUGCAGAUCCUUUUUUUGCUUACUGUAAGCAACAUGCAGACAGAAUGGAUAGAAAAUGGAAGCGCAAGAACUAUUUGGCUUUACAGUCAUAUUGCAAAAUGUCUUUGCAAGAGAGAGAGAAACAACUCUCACCAGAAGCUCAGGCCCGGAUUAAUGCCAGACUGCAACAAUAUCGUGCUAAAGCAGAACUAGCGCGUACCACAAGACCUCAAGCAUGGGUACCAAGAGAGAAACUGCCACGGCCUCUUACUAGCAGUGCUUCAGCAAUACGUAAGCUGAUGCGUAAAGCAGAAUUAAUGGGAAUUAGCACGGACAUCUUUCCAGUGGAUACUUCAGAUACCAGUUCCAGUGUGGAUGGAAGACGAAAACACAAACAGCCUGCACUGACUGCAGAUUUUGUGAAUUAUUACCUUGAGAGAAAUAUGCGCAUGAUCCAGAUCCAGGAGAAUAUGGCUGAACAAAAGAAAAUUAAGGAUAAGCUGGAAAAUGAACAAGAAAAGCUUCAUGUGGAAUAUAACAAGUUAUGUGAAUCUUUAGAAGAACUUCAAAAUAUGAAUGCAAAGCUAAGAAAUGAAGGGCAAGGAAUAUGGGCUGUGCUAGGCAGAGUAAUUGGGCAGAAAUUGACUAUACCAGCAAUUUUGAGAGCUCCCAAGGAGAGAAAGCCAAGUAAAAAAGAAGGUGGAACCCAGAAGACUACAACCCUUCCAGCAGUCCUUUAUAGUUGUGGGAUUUGCAAGAAGAACCAUGAUCAGCACCUCCUUUUACUCUGUGACACUUGUAAACUCCAUUAUCAUCUUGGAUGUCUGGACCCUCCACUUUCAAGGAUGCCAAGGAAGACUAAAAACAGUUAUUGGCAGUGCUCAGAGUGUGACCAAGCAGGUAGCAGUGACAUGGAAACUGACAUUGCCAUGGAAACUUUACCAGAUGGAACUAAACGAUCAAGAAGACAGAUUAAGGAGCCAGUGAAAUUUGUUCCGCAGGAUGUACCCCCAGAACCAAAGAAGAUUCCUCUCAGAAAUACGAGAACUAGAGGACGAAAACGAAGCUAUCUUCCUGAGGAAGAAAAACCUGAGGAACGUAUUCCAAGAGAAAGAAGACAAAGACAGAGUGUAGUACAAAAGAAACCCAAGUCUGAGGAUUUAAGAACUGAAUGUGCCACAUGUAAGGGAACUGGAGACAAUGAAAACCUAGUCAGGUGUGAUGAAUGUCGGCUCUGCUAUCAUUUUGGUUGUUUGGACCCUCCCUUGAAAAAGUCUCCCAAACAGACGGGCUAUGGGUGGAUUUGCCAAGAGUGUGAUUCUACGUCUUCCAAACUUUCUUCACUGUCCAACUUUCACACCUGUACAUAGUGAUCAGGAAUACAGUAGUGUGGAUGAUCUUGGCCUUGAAGUGGAGGGAUGGGGAAAAAACAAAAGACUUCCUUCAACUUGACGGUGCCCUUGUUUGCCCCAAUAUAAGACAGCACCAAAGAAGUCUGCACUCCUGGCUGCCCUUCUUAAUUCUGCCUGCUGCCCACCAAUACUAUGGUUGACUGUUCAUGGAGCAAAGCAUCCCUGCAGGCCAUGAGGUCAAAACAUCAGUCUUACAUUUGGGCAUAAAUUACCCCCAUCUCUUUGGUGGACACUAAGGAAUAGCCUACAAGGAAAGGGAAAAUUGUGCUUCUGGGAUUACAAAUGCAUGAAGGCAAAUGAAAAUGUUAUUUUCAGUUUGUUGUAGAUGUUAGAAAAGCAAAUAUAAAGAACGUUAUAUUUCUGAGUACUCACAAGUGCAAUUUGCAUAUGACAUAUUAUUAUACUACAUUAGUAGGACACAUGUAAUGGGCCCUCAGUUAUGAAUUGACAAAGUUUAAAUAUUAUGUGAACUGACCUUUUAAAAUAUUUAUUUUUUAAAAAAUCUCAUUUAUUCUUUGAUUAUUGGUAAUAGAAGAACUUAGAAAUUCUUGAGUUGCUGGAUUUUUUCCCAUUAUACUUUAAGUCUAACAACUAAAUGGGCAGAAAACUAAGAUAGGGAAACCUUUUUAAAGUGCACCAAAUUUCUAGUUUCUCAAAACUAUGCAAGUAUGCAGUGACCUCACACUACACAUUUUAUAUAAUAGUUUUUUUUUUUAAAGAAGAAUUUUGUUGUGGAUUUUUACAGUCAAAUGUUUUAAUUUCAGUUUUAUCAUGUUUAUUUGCUUAUUUAGUUUUCAUACCAAAGGUUAACUUUGCAUAUCCUAACUUGCACUUGCAUAAAGGGGCCAUAUUCUUCUUAGCCUGAGAGGAAGAGAAACCAAAACCUUGUAGAAGUAAGGUCUCCAUGGAUUGGCUAUGUGUACGAAACAGCUCCCUAGCUAAGGAGAGCUAAAUUGUUCCAAGAGCUAAAAUGUUCCAAGAAACGAUGACAUAUUGGUUCCAAGUACUCACCUAAAAUUCCCUGAGGACUAUGUUUUCAUGGACAAUGUAUUCUAAAUAUUUGUGCUGUAAAGUUGUGAAGUCUUUUUAAAAUCUAGUUUAUUAUUUACAAUAUGUAACUUCACAGAAUUUUCAACCUUCCAGGGCUGAAAUUAUUUUCAAGUUUAGAAUGAACAAACUCUGGUAGAAACAUGUUUGUACCAUAACAACAAGUAACAGCACCCAGUUUGAAAUAUAACUUAAAAAUGUAUUUGACCAAUUUUAUUCAUGGCUUAUGAGGCGGUCAACCAACUGGCUAUUUGUGAAGUUCAAAACUGUUUACCUUCUGACAGAAACAGUUGAAGUAUUAACUGCACAGGAAGGAUGUCUGUUAAGCGAGCAAUAUCUAAUGACACCAGAAACAGUUCUUAAGCAGGUCCUUGGGACAUUUAUUGGAGAAAGGCAGCCAUCUCCCUAUCUCCAUCCCCUCACACGGUGGUAAGCCAGCCAUGAGGACUGUCCAGCCUAUACUAGUUCCUGCCAUCUCUGUGCAUCAGUGAAGACCACCUGAGGAUAAAGCAUCCUAGACUGAGGAAUGCUGAAAUCAGGUUGUUGAUUCCUAAAGUUAUAUUGGCAUGUUUGAUGUAAUAAAAAUUUGUCCUGUAUUUUACUGUGAUAUUUUUUAAUUUUAAUGCUACCUUGAAUGCCCUGAAAAAGGUGACCAAGGUUGUACAGAUGAAACUGUAAUAAAAAUUACACUGUUUUUCCUUUU
Varanus komodoensis (Komodo dragon) is the source of this 4768-nucleotide messenger RNA. RefSeq names its product PHD finger protein 14 (gene PHF14). The record is from RefSeq and is a predicted model, not a curated record. Lineage: Eukaryota; Metazoa; Chordata; Lepidosauria; Squamata; Varanidae. The transcript is spliced from 19 exons. Bases 166 to 2976 code for a protein of 936 amino acids. Gene Ontology annotation, biological process: regulation of transcription by RNA polymerase II.